UAGUUAUUCUCUAUCGAAGCUAACAGCUAAAUCAUGGCACCGAAAACCAGCGGAAAGGCGGCCAAGAAGUCCGGCAAGGCUCAUAAAGUCAUCGUUAAGGGCGAGAAGAAGAAGAGGAGGCAACGCAGGAAGGAAAGUUAUGCCAUCUACAUCUUCAAGGUGUUGAAGCAGGUCCACCCGGACACUGGAGUCUCGUCGAAAGCCAUGAGCAUCAUGAACAGCUUCGUCAAUGACAUCUUCGAACGUAUUGCUGCUGAAUCGUCCCGUCUGGCUCAAUACAACAAACGCUCGACGAUCACCUCCCGCGAAAUCCAAACUGCUGUCCGUUUGCUGCUGCCGGGUGAGUUGGCCAAGCACGCUGUCUCUGAAGGAACCAAGGCCGUCACCAAGUACACUAACUCCAAAUAAAUUCGUACCAUCCAAACAAUCGGCCCUUUUCAGGGCCACAAAUCGAUUUCCACCGUGAAAGAGGUAUUGAUGAUUUAUUGAACUUUUAAAUGUUCGAAAGCAGCGUUAGCAA
Messenger RNA from Ochlerotatus camptorhynchus, 520 nucleotides. Its product is annotated as histone H2B-like. The coding region runs from base 34 to 408 and encodes 124 amino acids. The transcript has a single exon. Lineage: Eukaryota; Metazoa; Arthropoda; Insecta; Diptera; Culicidae. Gene Ontology annotation, cellular component: nucleosome. The record is from RefSeq and is a predicted model, not a curated record. Gene Ontology annotation, molecular function: DNA binding; structural constituent of chromatin; protein heterodimerization activity.